Messenger RNA from Metschnikowia bicuspidata var. bicuspidata NRRL YB-4993, 2775 nucleotides. RefSeq lists its product as uncharacterized. Bases 1 to 2775 code for a protein of 924 amino acids. The transcript is spliced from 3 exons. Lineage: Eukaryota; Fungi; Ascomycota; Pichiomycetes; Serinales; Metschnikowiaceae. The record is from RefSeq and is a predicted model, not a curated record. Gene Ontology annotation, cellular component: phagophore assembly site membrane; Atg1/ULK1 kinase complex; extrinsic component of membrane. Gene Ontology annotation, molecular function: molecular adaptor activity; protein kinase binding. Gene Ontology annotation, biological process: reticulophagy; positive regulation of protein phosphorylation; autophagy of mitochondrion.
AUGAAUGAAGAGAAAUUGAGAGUGGACAAGUUCAUCGAAACACACCGGCGGGAGUCCAUGACAACGUUUGAGAAUUUCGACGCGGAAAGACAGUCUCUCAACCUGCAAGUCGAAUCUCUCCUCCAGAAGCAUAACACAAAGCACACUGCCAUCACCCAGCAGCUCUAUGAAAAGGCUGUUUCCCUGUACAAAUUCCUACAGUCGUUUGAUGCUUUUUUGGCGCGGUUGGUAUUGGCAUGUCCGGAAGUAUUUGAAAACGUUGCUACGCAACAAAUGAAAUGCGUGGAGGUGAAGCUCGCCGUAAAGAACAUGUUAUCUUCUGCAUGCCAGACGGAAAUCCAGCCUGGCGCACGGAAUGUGUUUGCCAAAAUCAGGGAGCAUGAGAGCUUGCUUUCGACAUGCGUGGAUCUUCCCCUCUUGUUUGGCGUUGUGUUGAUCGAAAAGAGAAGGCAGUUCGAGUGGCACGACUUCUACUCCAAGGGCAUCAUUGCCAACGUGUCAGAGCAGCUUGCCGUGAUCAUCGAAGACGAGAAAAUCUACCAGAAACUCUGGAUCAAGGAGUUUGGGUCACUCAUCAAACUCUUCAACCUGAAUACAGAUAUGCACGUGCGCGUGCCAGCCAUCGACGUUACUUUGGUCAAUUCUGGCUUGUUUCUGUCGGAAAACUCGGUGCUCCACUGGCUUGGCGACAGCCGGGUAGAAAGAGCAGAUGUAUUGAACUACAUCGAAAGUGUGCGGCAUCAUCGCUUCGUUAACAAUGACCGUUUUGCAGCUUUGUUGGAGAAGAACUUCAGGGGGUUGGUGAUGUGCACGGAAAAGCUCAAGGCCGUGACAAAAGCCGUGGUGUCCUUGCGAUCCCACGCCAUGCUGCGUUCAGACGUCAGUCUGCAGCUGCAGCUGCGUGUCCAGGAGAACGGUCUAGGCGUCGAAGAAGACGAGGACCUCAAGUUGAUCAAAGGGCUCAAAUCGCGCGUCAAAAAACUAGAGGAUCUUCUCCAUCAGCAGCAGUUUAAGAACUUGACAGGCUGGCCGGUGGUGAAGUCAAAUGACGGGCAGCCCUCCGAAACCAAGGCAAGCUUGCUCUUGUCCAAGCCAAGAACAGACCUGGCCGUACACAACCCCAUCAAUCUUUUGCCAAAGACAGUCCCUCUGAGAAAGCCAUCGCAAGAACUGGUGAGCGAGCUAUCCAAUCGCAAGUAUAUGGAUGCCUCAACCACAAUAGAUAAGCAUCUCGACAACAUCCGGCUCCGGAGAGAGAACAGUGAAUUGCGCGCGGCAGCGUCCGAGCUUGCCAGUCAAAACGGCUCUUUAAAGUCUGAUCUUGAGGCGUGCCGCCAAACCUGCGAAGAUUUGAAGCUGGAACAUGAGGAGGUGAGGCUGGGGCUCGAAGAGCAGGUCGCUCUGACAAGGGCCGCGGCUGAUGAAGAGAAAUCUCGACACAAGGAAGAAACUGCAUCACUCCAGAAAGCCCACGAUACAGCAGUCGAGGAGUUGAAAACUCGCUUGGCCAGCCUCGAAAAAACUCUCGAAUUGAAGCAUUCCCAGAACUCAAGCCUCGAGUCGGAAAUCGCUGACAACGAGGCGUUGAGAGACGAGAUUUCGACGUUGACUGCGAAGUUGAGCGACUUGCUGGUGAUGAAUGCCGAGCUUCUUUCCAACAUGCAAGCCAAGGAGUCGGAGGUCAGCACGGAGCGGAGCGAAACGGAAAAAAGGACCAAGGACUUGGAAUACAAGCUCGAGGAAAAAACAGAGGACUUCGAGCACUUGAUGGAGAUGACGCAGGGCAAGCUGCGGAGCAUGGAGGAGCUUCUCACGGCCACCAACAGAUGCAUCCGGAGCCUUCUCGGCGGGGUGGGGGGACUUUUGGCGAGCCACGUGAAGUAUUUCCAUGACCUCUGUGUGAUUUUGGAGUCCAUGGGGCUUCUUCUAGUGCGGGAAGUGAACGGCGAGACUAAGCUCCCGGAGUUCCGGAUCCGCAGGGUGAAGGGCUUGCGGUCUAAGAAGGACACCGACGGCAGCAGGCCCCACUUGGAGCGCACCCAGUCUACGGCAGUACAAGAGAUCACAAAAGGAUUUGAGUGGAUUACGGGAUUUGCCGAGCAGCAGAUGCAGACCAUAGAGCCGGGCGCCGGAGCAGAAGACGUUCUGGCGUCCGCCGAGGAAAUCACACACGACCCCGAUGCGCUCGAAGCCGAAACGCAGCAGCUCCUCCAGUUGUGUGAGACGUACGUUAUGAGCAAGGGCGGGGCGGCGUCGAAGGUGUCCGAGUUCCUCGGCACCGUUGCCUUUGAGGAAAACGUGCAGCUCCAGGCCCAUGAGGACGGCCGCGAGUUCUCCACAGACCGGUUCUUCCCCAACGGGAUCAUCAAGCGCUUCAAUGACGUGGAGGGCUUUGCCAAGAGGUUGACGAAAGAGACCAAAGCCAAGAGCUCGGAGCUCGCCAAGGCCACGAAGCAGGCGAACGGCAAGGUCUCCGUGAAGAACUUCCAGGCAGGCGACUUGGUGCUUUUCUUGCCGACCCGCAUCGAGCACGCCCACGACAACCGCGAGGCCGAGCCGGCCGUCACGCCAUGGGCGGCUUUCAACAUCGACGCGCCGCACUACUUCCUCGAGCUCGGCGACCGCGCAGACUCCAUUUCCAGCGAGGAGUGGAUCGUGAGCCGCAUUGCCAGCAUCACCGACCACGUGGUCACGGAGGCCAACGCACGGGACGCGGCGGCCAACCCGUUUGCGUUGAGCGUGGGCAUCACGUGGCACAUGAUCCAGACCGAGUGA